This is a messenger RNA of Acytostelium subglobosum LB1, 687 nucleotides long. RefSeq lists its product as hypothetical. The record is from RefSeq and is a predicted model, not a curated record. The transcript has 2 exons. The annotation marks the transcript as partial. NCBI's taxonomy places the organism in Eukaryota, Evosea, Eumycetozoa, Acytosteliales, Acytosteliaceae.
AAUAAUAACAAUAAUAUUAAUAAUCAUAAUAUAAUCAGUAUAAACAAAUACUACAAGGCAGCAUCUUCAACCUCUUCCUCUUCUCGAUUCAAUAGGAUUAUCAUGGAUGAUGGUGUAGCCUCUGGAGAACUCUUGGUUGACCCGCCCAGACCCACCGGUGUCCUAAUGAAACUGAUAUUCUUGUUCCAUCCAAGUCUACUGCUCCUACUUGUACUCCCCAGUAUACUCAACUUUUGGGUACUGUUCAUUGCAGGCACUGGAUCACUUCGUCCAUUCUCCUAUAUAGUAUUUCUGGCCACACCAGCCAUCUUCCAACUUAUAAUGUUAGUCUAUCAUUCACGAUCAUGUGUGUUCCUUACAUAUGGUCGACAAGCAAUAGCAAGGAAAUAUCACUUGAACUGUGGAGGCGAACAAAAGUACCAACUGAUAGACUUACAAACACAGACAGUGGUGGCAUUGAUGGAUGCUAGUAGAGUGUCUGAUGAGACUGCUAUGUAUCUAUAUAUACCAAUCAGUAACAAGGUGUACAACAUGUCGUACUAUGAGUCAACGUUUAGAGUGAAUGCUGCAGGUCAUUGGCAGGUAGUGUUCACUUGGAAGGCAAUGUUAAGUGCUGUCGUCUUUGGUCUGUUGGUGAGUGAGGUGAUCCUUCUUGUCAUCCUUAGACAUUGGUUCAUGAUGUUGUUU